CACACGUGUAGUCUCACACACUCGGCAACAGUUAGGGUUUAACAGACUCGCUGUUCUUCCUCUUUCUUCUCCUCCUCCUCCUGCCCCUUUUCAUUUGAUUACAAAUCCCAAAUCCCAAAUCAAUCGAUCCAUUUAUAUAACAAAUCUUCACACUUUCCAAUCGAAUACAACCCAUCAUGACCGAAUCUAUGAGCUUGAAUAGUAAUAUCACCAUCGUCACUCAAACACCCAUUCAUCACGAAAACCCAGGUGGUGAAUUGACGGAAUGUUCUAGAAGGAUCGAGUUUCACGUAGCAAGGAAGCCGCCGUUAACUAACGGAGGUGACGAUGGGAGUUUUAGGCUUGAAACCCUUAAUCCCACCACUACGAGCUCUAAAAAUACGCAUCAAAAUAAUCAAAGUGUCGGGUCGGAUCGUGUCGGGUCUUCGGGUAAGAAAAGAGAUGCAUCCGAGUUGGAAAAUGGGUUGGAUCAGGAACUCAGUUUUGGGAUUACUUUCAGGAGAAUUGGUGCUGGUUUGGAGAAUCUCGGGAAUACUUGCUUUCUUAAUUCGGUACUACAAUGUUUAACAUACACCGAACCUCUAGCUGCAUAUUUACAGAGCGGAAAACAUCAAGUUACAUGUCGGAAAUCUGGAUUUUGUGCAUUGUGUGCGAUUCAGAAACACGUCAGCCGUGCACUACAGUUAUCAGGGAGAUCAUUAGCACCUAAGGACCUCGUCUCAAAUUUACGUUGUAUAUCUAGAACUUUUAGGAAUUCAAGGCAGGAGGAUGCGCAUGAAUACAUGGUAAAUUUGUUGGAAUCAAUGCACAAAUGUUGCUUACCUAAUGGAGUGCCUAUCGAAUCACAAAGCGCCUAUGAUAAAAGCUUGGUUCACAAGAUAUUCGGUGGUCAACUUCGUAGUCAGGUAAAAUGCAUGCAGUGCAACUACUGCUCGAACAAAUUCGACCCGUUCUUGGAUUUAAGUCUGGAAAUCUUGAAAGUCGACACUUUAUAUAAAGCCUUCGCAAAUUUUACCGCUAAAGAACAGUUAGAUGGCGGGGCUAAGAUAUAUCAGUGCCAGCAGUGCAAGCAAAAGGUCAAAGCUCUUAAACAGCUUACAGUGUACAAGGCCCCGAAUGUUCUAACCGUUCACCUGAAACGCUUUGGGUGCCACAUGUCAGGCCAAAAGAUCGACAAGAAAGUCCAUUUCGGUCCUACUUUGGACUUGAAACCGUUUGUCACCGGUCCAUAUGAUGGUGAUUUGAAGUACACGCUUUACGGUGUUUUGGUUCAUGCGGGCUGGAGUACACAUUCGGGCCAUUAUUAUUGUUUUGUUCGGACGUCUAGCGGCAUGUGGUAUUCACUUGAUGACAAUCGCGUUUAUCAAGUGAGUGAAAAGAAGGUUUUUGAGCAGAAAGCCUACAUGUUAUUUUAUUUUAAAGAUAGAAAGAAUUAUCCAUCGAAAAAGACGAGAGAUGUUCAUCACAAAGAGAAGAUUGUGAUUAAUGGUGCACCCAACGGGCCUGGUGCGUCAAGAGAGGCCCAAACGAAAACGGGCCUAAGUAUUCCGUCGUUAAACGCUCAGAGGUCAUUGAAAAAAACUCCAGAUGUUGCUCAACAAAAGGAGAAUAUCGUGAUGAAUGGUACACCCAACGGGCCAGGUGCACCAAGAGAGGUCCAAAUGAAAACGGGCCUAAGUAAUCCAUCAUUAAAUGCUCAGAUGUCAUCGAAAAGAACUGCAGAUGUUGCUCAACAAAAAGAGAAUAUUGUGAUGAAUGGCACACCCAAUGGGCCAGGUGCGCCAAGAGAGGCCCAAAUGAAAACGGGCCUAGGUAACCCGUCGUUAAAUGCUCAGACGUUGUUGAAAAAAACUGCAGAUGUUGCUCAACCAAAAGAGAAUAUUGUGAUGAACGGUGCACCCAAUGGGCCAGGUGCACCAAGAGAGGCCCAAACAAACACUAUUCUUACUAACGGAUCGUUAAAUGAGCAGAAAUCUUUGGUUUCUGUCAAUACACUUGAUUGUUCUGGUGCACCAAAAGAGGCCCAAAUGAAAACGGGCCCGAGUGAUGAAGCAUGCAGUGUUCAAAAGUCUUUGGCUGCUGUUGGUAACGAGGGAAAUGAGCUUGGCCCGGUUUCACCAAAAGAGGCCCAAAUGAAAACGGGUCCGAGUGAUGGAUCGUUAAAUUCUCAAAAGUCUUUGGCUGCUGUUGGUAACGAGGGAAACGGGCUUGGCCCAGUUGCACCAAUAGAGACCCAAACGAACUCCGGUUUAAGUAAUGAUUCAUUACACGAUAGAAAGAUUUCUGCGGUUGCUGGAACCGUGAUAAACGGUUUCAGCGCUGGUGCAUCAGAACCCGAACAGACCCAAACGAACGGAACAUCGGUUCCAAAAAGCAUCUCAGAGCCCAGUAAAACAGAAGACCGUAAAAAGGAAAGUUCUAUGGAGAACAAAGCUAUUGUGGGUAAACCGCGUAAAAAAGCGAAGAACUUUCUAAAGUGUAAGUUAAUAAGUAUGAAAUUCAGCUCCAAUAUUCGUUUGGGGACAUCGUUAAAUCAGAGAAAGAAAAAGAAACAUAAGCGAAACAAACGGGUCAAGAAUCUCGCUCAAGAGAAUUUGGUCAAAGAAGGCCCGUCUUCCUCGGUCAAAGUUGAAGCACAGGUGACGGUCAAACCUCUUGUUGAUCAUGAAUUCAAAUCGAGAGUUGUUGAAGACGGUGCUGUACUUGCAACAAGUGAUUUUAAAAGUCAAUCAAACUCCAAAGAAUCAAAUCAGUUGGAAAGCUGCAGGAGAUCUUUGUCACAAAAAGAUUUGGUUCAUAUGCUUACGAGAGGUAUUGAUGAGAGAACAGUUCCUCGAUGGGACGAGGACGAGUCAGCGUCAUUUCAUCUAUAUAGAGAAGAAAGGCCCGAUUUCGCUAUUGGUUAUAUCGGAGAUAUAUGGGAUGAAGAAUACGACAGAGGAAAGACGAAGAAAGUUAAAAUCUCAAAAACCGAAUUUGAUGGAAAAAACCCGUUUCAAGAUAUUGCAAACGAGAGGUUAAAAUCACACACAGAAAAACAAAAUGUAUCAAGAAGGAAAAACAAACAUUUUAAAAAGUCAAGAUCUUGCAAUGGACCUUACAGGAUAUGAUGCUGAAAUUAUGCCAAGAAUUUUGUUUUCUGGAAUUGACGAUCGAGAAUGCCCGACGUAUUUACCGGGUAUUUUCUUGAUAUAAUUCUUUCCCGAUUUGUAGAUCGAGUUCAUGAGGCGUGGGAGUAAUUUUUAUUUUGAUGUUUGAAGUUUAGGAUUUUGAAUCAAGAUGUGUUCUUGUACUAGUCUUGAAAGUGGUUAUAAAAUGUAUGGUUUUUGUAUUUUGAUUUUGGAGAAUAUUUAAGUAAUGUAAUACCUCUAAAUGUUUCUAACAUUUUUUAUUGGUGCAAA
Messenger RNA from Helianthus annuus (common sunflower), 3401 nucleotides. Its product is annotated as ubiquitin carboxyl-terminal hydrolase 23. Lineage: Eukaryota; Viridiplantae; Streptophyta; Magnoliopsida; Asterales; Asteraceae. Gene Ontology annotation, molecular function: cysteine-type endopeptidase activity; cysteine-type deubiquitinase activity. Gene Ontology annotation, biological process: protein deubiquitination. Bases 177 to 3110 code for a protein of 977 amino acids. The transcript has 8 exons. The record is from RefSeq and is a predicted model, not a curated record. Gene Ontology annotation, cellular component: nucleus; cytosol.